CUUCCCCUUCAUCCGAAGAGCCGCCAGCCAGGGGAGCGGUGGCCACAGCAGCCAGUGACAGCCAGUCCACAUGGCUGGGGACACCGGGAUGGCCAGGAAGGUGGCACUGCUCCUGUGGGCCCAGACCCUUGGCCUCGCUGGUGCCCAGACCACCCAGCUUCUUGUAGAGCCCCCCUGGAGGCCGGCAGUGCUGUGGGACCAGGUGACACUGACCUGCCAGGGCUUGGGGACUGCUGGUGCCACCACCUGGUACAAGGAUGGGCAGCACUGGGGACAUCAGGGACUCAUUCAUGUCACUGUCACCGAGAGUGGCAACUACACGUGUGACAGACCUGGCAGUGGGCACAGCCGCCAUGUGGAAGUCUUAGAUGACCAGCUGGUGCUGCAGGUGCCGAUGCGGAUGCUGCUGGAGGGAGACACGGUGACAUUGUGCUGCCGGUACAGGCAGGACAACCCGGUCAGCUCAGUAUUCUUCUACCACGAGGAGAAGGAAUUGGUGGAGUUCCAAAAUGGGACCGAGCUGUUCCUGUCCCGUCUGCAGCUGCACCACAGCGGCCGCUACCGCUGCAAGGGCUGGGUGAAUUCUGGGGUAGCACUGGGAUGGGAGGUUUCGGCACCGGUUACAGUGACAGUGCAUGCCCCACUGGCCCACAUUUCCUGCCCUGAGCCCUUCCCUGUGCCGAUGCAGGAAGGUUCCCCCAAGACCACGGAGGGGUCCCUCCUGACUCUCAGCUGCCUCAGCACCCCCAGCCCCCUGCAUACCGGAGCCUCCCUCCUGCACAUGUUUUACCAGGAUGGGCGGGUGGUGUGGGGUCUGCAGGGGUACCCGCAGCUGCUGGUGCCCACCGUGGGGGUCUCCCACUCAGGGAAUUACAGCUGCGAGGUGAGCUCUGAGUCUGGGGCCAUGCGGAAAAACAGCACCCGGCUCCAUGUCACAGUGUGCAGUGAAUGCGGGGAUGGGCACGGGGAGCCCCCACAGCCUCCCCGGGUCUCCUGCCUUGUGCCCGUGGCCAAUGCCACCAUCGCCCUCAGUUCCCUGGCACACCAGGUGCGCGCAGGUGACCCCGUGACCCUGCGCUGCUCGGUGCAGGUGGGCUCAGCCCCUGUCACCUUCACCUGGAUGCACAAGGGGCAGGAGGUUGCCUGGGGUCCCCUCCUGGAGCUUGGGGAUGUCGAUGUGGGACAUUCAGGCACCUACCAGUGUGUGGCCACCAACCAGCUGGGACAGGAUGGGCACCGGGCUCUCAGCCCCAAGCUGGUCCUGGAGGUGACACCUCACUCUCCCUGGCUCACAGGUGGGGUCCCACAGCAUCACCAGGCUGUUCAGGACCCCCGAAGUUCAGGUUGA
This is a messenger RNA of Lonchura striata (white-rumped munia), 1348 nucleotides long. NCBI's taxonomy places the organism in Eukaryota, Metazoa, Chordata, Aves, Passeriformes, Estrildidae. The record is from RefSeq and is a predicted model, not a curated record.